AUGGUCUAUUCGACGGACAUGUACCCGGUCCAAUUCAGCGUAGAGUACCCGGAAGAAGGCCGGAACAGGCUCACCGCACUCGUGCGGAUCAUCCUGGCGAUACCAAUCUUGAUCAUUUUUGGACUUAUCGGGAAUUCUCUCGGUCUGGGCGACAUGGACUCGUCUUGGAACUGGGGGCGUACCGAGGCGCUGAUCAUAAGUAUGGGACUGUACCUGGCCACAAUGUUGAUGAUCGUGUUCAGGGGAAAGUACCCGCGCUGGUGGUUCGACUGGAACCUGGAGAUUAGUCGUUUCUCAGCCAGGGUGGGAGCAUACCUAUUCCUGCUACGCGACGAAUACCCCUCCGCUGACGAGCAUCAGGCUGUCACCCUGGACAUCGCUUAUCCGGACGUACAAGGACAACUGAAUCGGAUUUUGCCACUGUUCAAGUGGCUUCUGGCAAUACCGCACUACAUAGUCCUGGCGAUUCUGGGGAUUGUCUCGAUUUUCGUAGUGUUCAUCGCCUGGAUAGCCAUCCUGAUUACCGGACGAUACCCAAUAUGGAUGUUCAACUACAUAGUGGGACUGUUCCGCUGGGGGCUUCGAGUUGCAGCCUAUGCGUUCCUGCUGACCACGGACCAGUAUCCGCCUUUCAGGCUGGGCGAGUAG
Messenger RNA from Geodia barretti, 648 nucleotides. NCBI's taxonomy places the organism in Eukaryota, Metazoa, Porifera, Demospongiae, Tetractinellida, Geodiidae. The record is from the annotation of a GenBank genome assembly.